Molecule: messenger RNA, 937 nt
Organism: Ahaetulla prasina
Lineage: Eukaryota; Metazoa; Chordata; Lepidosauria; Squamata; Colubridae
Product: protein C19orf12 homolog
Exons: 3
Coding region: 53-484 (143 amino acids)
Source: RefSeq, a predicted model, not a curated record
CGCUGGAAGGAGCAAGAGCUGAAGGACUAAAAAAAGGUCCAGAGAAGUCACAAUGCCUGUCAGCGUCAAAGACGUGAUGCAGCUGCUCUGCCAUGUUUCUGAAAAGCGAAAAAUGAAAGCAGCCUUCAAGCACUCCGGACGAGGCGCCUUGGUGGUGGUAGUGACAACUUUCUUGGGAGGUUUGAUCGGAGCCCCAAGUGGCAUUGGCAUUGCUGUCGGAGGUACCAUUGGGGGCUUGCUUGGGGCCUGGAUGGCCUCGGGAAAGUUCAAGCCCGUUCCUCAGAUUAUCCUGGAUCUGCCUCCUGUGGAGCAGCAACGGCUUUACAAAGACGUCUGUGCCAUUAUUCAGAAUCUGGACCGGACCGACAUAGCCCAACUCACAGCCUUCGUCAUGGCCAGUGGUUCCCUUCAAGAGAAAUUGCUUGGUGUCCUGACAAGCUAUAUCACAAAAGAACUCCGAGGAAAGAUCCAGUAUGGAAAGUAGACUCGGAUGUGUGUUUCAGGGGGUCAUGAGUGCCCUUAACUCCCCUUCUGACCCUUUUCUCUGGCAUUUUAGAUUUCUUAAGAUCAUGGUUUUUAUAGGAAUAACAAUCAACGUCAAAAUACUUGGAAUUUCUCAGAGGGGGGGGUUCACUUAUCCACUUCUCUCUUUCUGCCUUAAUUUUGAGACAGUGAAGGAGUGAAAAGUUGAAAUAGUUCGGAACCGAAAGUGUAGCAGAUGAUUCAUCUUCUCCAGAAGAUAAAAUGCAAAUAAAGCUGAAUUUUAAUGUGUGAAUUGCCAAGGUUGUAUGAUCAUUAUUCCCCUUCUUUUAGAGAUGCUAAACUGGGUUUCCUGAACUCCAAGUUGGCUUCAGUUGAGAACAUUUUAACAGGAGGAGAUAAGGAAGAAGUCCAACAUUCAGGUUUUACAGUUUGGUUUUUUUUUAAAAAAAACAAA